Molecule: messenger RNA, 1358 nt
Organism: Anopheles merus
Lineage: Eukaryota; Metazoa; Arthropoda; Insecta; Diptera; Culicidae
Exons: 2
Coding region: 129-1160 (343 amino acids)
Cellular component (GO): cytosol
Source: RefSeq, a predicted model, not a curated record
AUCGCUAGCAGCAACGACAGCGGAACGAGAAAGAAGAACAAAGAAAGAAGAGGCUGAGAUAAACAAAAGUCCAAACGUACGGAUCACUUCGUGCCGUUAUGAGUCAUCAGCAGUAGCUCUUCUAAACAAUGGCGAAACCGUGCGUGAUAGCGUUUUGUGCUGUGAUUGCGCUCUCCUUCUCGUGGGAAGUUCUCGGCGAGCAGGAAUGCAACGAAAUACACCGGUUUCUGAAAGCAGUGGAGAAGCUGAUGGUAUCGCUACCGGACCAUACCUAUCCCGUCUUUAACCUGUGCACCAGCCCGAAGGCAAUCGAGGACUAUCACAAUGCCACCGCGUUCUACCGGAACGUGACGCAGUCGCCCAUCUGCCAGCGGUACCUCGUGCAGAACCGGAUGAACGUGUACGAGACGAUCUACAACCAGCUGACCGGGCUGUGGAGCUCGGCGAACUGUGACGCCUGUGCCGGGGCGGUGAACGAAACCGCCGAGUUUAUGCGCCUGUCGACCGUGCUGGACCACUGCAUCGUCGUGCAUGCCGCCAGCCCGUGCGAGUUGUGCGCGGAUGAUUAUCAGCGCGUGCAGGACUUUUACGCCCGACUGGACAAGGCGCAGCACGGACCGGACCGGCUCUGCUUCGACAUCGCGGACCGGAUGAACCAGACGCGCCGGUCCUGGUCCGGCACGCACAACUGCUGCAACGACAAGCGCCGCUCGAUGGUGGCGUUUGCGUCGGUCGCGUCGGUCGCCUGCGCGCUGCCUCUGCUGUUCUACGCGGUCAUGCACAUGGUAACGGUGCGGCAGGAGGUGCGCCGGCUUAACCUGCUGACCGCAACGAGCGGGGGAGGCGCUCGGUGCGAGGAACGAUCGCAACCGUCCGGCUCGUCGGUCCAGCGGCCGGGCAACGGUGUGCUGCGCCAGCCGGAAAUGGAACGUAUCGCCGAGACGGACGCUGACGACGACGAGGAAGAAGAAGAAGAGCUAAAGACGCAGGCAAGUUACGGGUCAGAGAGCGGGACAGCAAAGGAGGACGCCACCAAAAUCAACAAUCUCGACGUGAAGGUUAGCAAUCUGAUCGACAUUGCGGGCCCGCAGGAGGAGCACACGAUACCGCUACCACCGGCCCGGACGGACGCAUCAGACGACGAAAGUCUGCUGCAGUGAGGUGGAUAAGGGCGGUAGAGCGUUAGGAAGUAAGCCAUGUUACAGUUUUGCGUUUUUUUUCGAUUUUGCUACAGAAUCAUUCGAAUCAUUCCCGGUCGGAUUGGGCGAAGUUCAGUCCAUAAUUCGACUGGCCACAACCAAAAACUUGUAGCUGUAAAAAGCGAUAGAAACGUUGGAAAAAUAAACGAUUGAACUCUC